Nicotiana attenuata is the source of this 2738-nucleotide messenger RNA. Its product is annotated as probable pectinesterase/pectinesterase inhibitor 41. Bases 489 to 2234 code for a protein of 581 amino acids. Gene Ontology annotation, molecular function: pectinesterase activity; pectinesterase inhibitor activity. The transcript has 3 exons. Lineage: Eukaryota; Viridiplantae; Streptophyta; Magnoliopsida; Solanales; Solanaceae. Gene Ontology annotation, biological process: cell wall modification. The record is from RefSeq and is a predicted model, not a curated record.
UAUUGAAAUACUAAUAAUUCAGACAAUAAAGUUGCUCCCCUUAGCUUGUUUGAGCCUAAUGAAUGCCUUCAUAAUCAAUGUGCUAUAUAGUCAUUUCAGUUUAGCUUCUGUGCACUGACAAUGUAUAACGUUUUUACAUCAUCAAGUUAAGAUGCCCUACAUCAACAUGUAGCUCUCGACAAUAAGGCUGACGAAAAGCAAAAACCUGCUAUAACCAGCUAAAGUGAACUGAUAGUGUAAAAAUCAAUUAUAUUAUCAGUCGAUAUAAGUUAAAUCCUAAUCAAGAUCAACACGCUUUGCAGAAAAUGACGAUGCAAAUUAAUUGGUUGACUCUCCAUUAAUGUCCCAUAAAAAAUGUAACCUAAACAAUUAUUUUACUAAGUACUUUUCUUCUCUAUUUCUUAAGCUGCCUCUGAAUUCUUUGUUAUAUAUAGUACUAGUAUCAAGUACACAUUUCACAUUCACCAUUCAAUCAAGAGAUCUAAGUCAUGGAUAACAAUAUUUCUAAGCUUUUCAUGGCUCAUUACACCCUUUCUUUCACUCUAACACUAUUUGUCCUGUUUUCACUAUCUCAAUCUUCUGCUGCUAAUAUUCUUCCAAUUAUCAACCCUGUCUCUCCUUCCACCAUUUGCAAGUUCACUCCCUUUCCUAAUUUCUGUAAAUCCAUGCUCCCAACAACUGAGAAUGUCACAUCCAAUAAUAAUGUCUAUGACUAUGGUCGAUUUUCUGUUCAUAAAUCUUUAUCUUCAGCUCAUAAGUUCCAUUCCCUUAUUCAAAAAUACCUAAGACAAUCCAAAAUUUUACGUAUUAUCGAUAUUCGUGCUUUAGAAGAUUGUCAAGUUUUAGCUGAGCUAAACAUUGACUAUCUUUCAAGCACUUUCAAGACUGUUAAUGAAACUUCCAAGAUUUUACCAAUCCUGGAAGCAGAGGAUGUGCAAACUUUGCUAAGUGCUAUUUUGACAAAUACACAAACUUGUUUAGAUGGUCUCCAAGAAACUGAUUUUCCUUGGAGUUUGAGAAAUGGCAUUUUAACCCCUCUCAUAGAUGACAAAAAGCUUUAUAGUGUUUCUUUAGCUUUGUUCAUAAAAGGGUGGGUUCCCAACAAGAAAAAAAGAUCCAAGUCUCACCCAAUUACCCAAAAGCAGUCAGCUUUCAGAAAUGGCCACUUGCCCUUGAAAAUGACUGCAAGAAAUAGGGCCAUAUUUGAGAGCAUCAGCAGGAGAAAGCUGCUCCAGCAGCAGGAUGAUGAUCAAGAUUUGGAAGAUGAUGACCAGGUUUUGGUGAGUGACAUUGUGAUUGUAAACCAAGAUGGAAGUGGGAAUUUUAGUACCAUAAAUGAAGCUGUGGCUGCAGCUCCAAACAAAACUGAUGGUACUACAGGCCACUUUCUCAUAUAUAUUAAUGCUGGUGUGUAUGAGGAGUAUGUUCACAUUUCCAAGAACAAGAAGUAUUUGAUGAUGAUUGGUGAUGGUAUCAACCAAACCAUCAUCACUGGCAACCAUAGCUAUGGUGUUGAUAACUUUACAACAUAUAAUUCUUCUACAUUUGCUGUGCACGGCCAAGGAUUUGUAGCAGUGAACAUCACAUUCCAAAACACCGCAGGAGCAAUCAACCAUCAAGCAGUUGCAGUCCGAAAUAGUGCAGAUUUAUCCACAUUCUACAGCUGCAGAUUCGAGGGGUACCAAGAUACACUAUAUGUCCACUCCCUUAGACAAUUUUACAGAGAAUGUGACAUAUAUGGUACAGUUGAUUUCAUAUUCGGUAACGCAGCUGCAGUUUUCCAGAACUGCAACUUGUACCCGCGACUACCUUUGGAGAAACAGUUCAAUGCAAUAACAGCACAAGGCAGAACAGAUCCAAACCAAAACACAGGAAUAUCAAUUCAAAAUUGCACCAUAAAUCCAGCAGAUGACUUGAGGUUUAGCAACAGUAGUACACAAACAUAUCUUGGUAGGCCUUGGAAGGAGUACUCGAGGACUAUUUAUGCGCAAAAUUUUAUCGAUGGAUUUAUUAAUCCAUUAGGUUGGAAAGAAUGGACAGGGGAUUUUGCACUUAAUACAAGUUAUUAUGCAGAGUUUAAUAACACAGGACCAGGUUCUAACACUAGUGAUAGAGUCACUUGGCCUGGUUUUCAUGUUAUCAAUGCUACUGAUGCUGCGAAUUUCACAGUUUCUGAAUUUCUACUUGGAGAGGAUUGGUUGCCACGGACUGGAGUGCCAUACUUUAAAGCAUGAUCAACAACAAUGUCUCAGUCCCAAAAAAUUGGGAUCGUUAUAUGAACAUGAUCAGCAUCAAUUUAUUCUUCCCUCAACCCCUAUAGUCUUUUUCUUUACUUUAUAUUUGUAUGAAUUACCUCGAUUCUGACUAAUUUGGUAUCGAGGCAAAGUUGAUUGAUAUUGAUUGAAUUAAUAAGCAACAUUGUAAACAUAAUUCUCAAUGAACAACUUGAGAGUUAUAGUUAAAUGUGAAUUCUUUUUUCUUUUCCUUUGUUGAUCCAUUUUUUAAAGAAAUCUAUUUAAAAUAUGCCUGGCUGAUUAAGAGGCUAGUAGAGUUGAGGCUAGCCUAGUCUUAUCAAGUUUGUUGUUUGUCCCCUUCUAAGCACUCACAAAGUAGACCAGAACAGGGCACUCUAUUUUGGUACCACUUAAACACGCAAUCUUGACUAGAGCAGAAUAGAUACAAAAGAUUUCAUAUAAUAGACCCAACUAGUAUCUGAUUGAAACAUAGUUGAUUGAUUG